CUAAAGGAGAUGCAGCUGAAACAGAUCUGUAGAACUCAAGAUCCUCUGAAACUCAAGCCUGAGGAGAUCAUCUGAGAAGCAGCAGACAUCCCAGGUGUAUGAGACAUGAUUGCUGUUCUCUUCUUAGCCAUCCUCUGCUUGGAAAUCGACUCAACUUCUCCAACACUAGAUCCCAGUUUAAAUGUUGAAUGGAAUAAAUGGAGGAUAAAACAUGGGAAAACAUACAACAUGAAUGAAGAAAAACUGAGGAGAGCUGUGUGGGAAAAGAAUUUUAAAAUGAUUGAACUGCAUAAUUUGGAAUACCUUGAGGGGAAGCAUGACUUUACCAUGACAAUGAAUGCCUUUGGUGAUUUGACCAAUAUAGAAUUCGUGAAAAUUAUGACAGGCUUUCAAAGGCAGAAGAUCAAGAAGAUGCAUGUAUUCCAGGAUCAUCAGUUUCUUUAUGUCCCCAAAAAUGUGGAUUGGAGAAAGCUUGGCUAUGUGACUCCUGUGAAGAAUCAGGGUCAUUGUGCCUCUAGUUGGGCUUUUAGUGCAACUGGAUCCCUAGAAGGACAAAUGUUCCGGAAAACAGGGAGACUGAUCCCUCUGAGUGAGCAGAACCUACUGGACUGCAUGGGAUUUAAUGUUACCCACGGCUGCAGUGGUGGCUUCAUGCAGAAUGCCUUCCAAUAUGUGAAAGACAACGGCGGUCUCGCAGCUGAGGAAUCCUAUUCAUACAGAGGCCCAGGUAGAGAGUGCAGGUACCGCGCUGAGAAUUCUGCAGCUAAUGUCAGAGAUUUUGUGCAAAUCCCAGGAAGCGAGGAAGCCCUUAUGAAGGCAGUGGCUAAAGUGGGGCCCAUCUCUGUUGCAGUCGAUGCCAGCCAUGGUUCCUUCCAAUUCUAUGACAGUGGCAUCUAUUAUGAGCCACAGUGUAAAAGGGUUCACCUAAAUCAUGCUGUUCUGGUGAUCGGCUAUGGCUUUGAGGGAGAAGAAUCAGAUGGCAACAGUUAUUGGCUGGUCAAGAACAGCUGGGGUGAGGAAUGGGGCAUGAAGGGAUACAUGAAGAUUGCCAAAGACUGGAACAACCACUGUGGGAUUGCUACAGUCGCCACAUACCCCAUCGUAUGAGCUGCAUCACAGUGUGAAGGAAGGAGUAGAGUACAGAUGGAACAGACUGAGCAGGGUUUCUCCUUUCACAGACCAGCCUCUGCUGUGGUGGUAGGAAGAGUGGCAGCUGAGUCACCGAGGAUCCACACUUGAUGUGAAUUAAACUCAUAAACAUUAGUGCCAUUAACAGCUUUGUAGUAGUGACUGUCAUUUAAAAAAAUCCGAAUUUUCAUUUUAGAAUGCUGUAAAAAAUUACAUAUUCAAAAUAAAGCUUAAUUUCAAAA
Grammomys surdaster is the source of this 1370-nucleotide messenger RNA. RefSeq names its product testin-2. Gene Ontology annotation, cellular component: lysosome. The record is from RefSeq and is a predicted model, not a curated record. Bases 106 to 1107 code for a protein of 333 amino acids. The transcript has 8 exons. NCBI's taxonomy places the organism in Eukaryota, Metazoa, Chordata, Mammalia, Rodentia, Muridae. Gene Ontology annotation, biological process: immune response. Gene Ontology annotation, molecular function: cysteine-type endopeptidase activity.